Lobosporangium transversale is the source of this 1465-nucleotide messenger RNA. RefSeq lists its product as hypothetical. NCBI's taxonomy places the organism in Eukaryota, Fungi, Mortierellomycota, Mortierellomycetes, Mortierellales, Mortierellaceae. The transcript is spliced from 9 exons. Gene Ontology annotation, cellular component: nucleus; cytoplasm. The record is from RefSeq and is a predicted model, not a curated record. Bases 81 to 1316 code for a protein of 411 amino acids. Gene Ontology annotation, molecular function: mRNA binding.
UUUUACAUUGCCCUACAUUGCCCACCUCUGACGAAAUUCUUUUAGAAAAGAACCAGAAUAUCAAUUUAGAAAAAAGCAAGAUGGACUUCGAAAGUAACCUUGGCACUAAUGGCGGUAAUAAUGGUGUGCCAGCCAGCGAAUCAGUCGACGUCCUUAAGCCUAACGACAGUGACACUAUGGAUGAGGCCUUUCGCCACGAAGAUCCUCAUUAUCGCCGCUACCAGGACGAUGAUGAUCGUCGUAGUAGAGACCGCCGAGAUUCGCGUGAAGGAGAAGACCGCGCUCGUAGUCGCAGCCCAGACCGAUCGAGGAGCUACAUGGGCGGCUCAGGCAGUGGGCGUAACCACGAUAGGGAUGAGAAAUAUGACUCAGAACAGCGUCGUGGAGGUCGUGGUCGAUCCAGAUCCAGAAGCCCCACCCGUCAAACUUCUACAUCCAGUUUGCGUGACCGUCGCGUUUAUGUCGGCAAUUUAUCUUACGAUGUCAAGUGGACUAAUCUUAAGGACUUUAUGCGGGAGAUCGGACCUGUUGCACAUGCAGAUGUGUUAUUGAACUCGGAUGGCCGCUCGAAAGGGUGCGGUGUGGUCGAAUUCCAGAGUGCUGAGGAUGCUAAAGAAGCUAUCCGCAGACUCAACGACGUCGUUUUGAUGGGUCGCCCUGUUUUCGUCCGAGAAGACCGUGAGUCUGAAGCUAGAAUCGGCUUCUCAGGCGGACGUGGUGGAGGGCUCCAACCAUCAUCAAGGGGAAGCGAUUCCGGUACCCGUCAGAUCUAUGUUGGGAAUCUCCCUUAUUCAGUCAACUGGAAGGAUCUGAAGGACUUAUUUAGGAGAGCAGGACCCGUAGACAGAGCAGACGUUUUCAGCACAAGUGACGGACGAUCCAAGGGUUCAGGAACCGUUUCGUUUGAUAGAAUCAGCGAUGUCUCCCGAGCAGUUUCAAUGUUCAAUGGAUUCGAAUGGCAUGGCCGUCGUAUUGAAGUUCGGGAGGAUAAAUACGGUCCUCCUGCCGGCGGUUCGUCUCGUGGCUCGUCUAGAUAUGAUAAUCAUCGUACUAUCCCUUCAGGACCUGCUGCAGGUUCUGGUGACCAGAUCUAUAUCCGCAAUCUGCCGUUAACUACCACCGAUCAGGAUUUGAGAGAUUUGUUCAGGACUUGUGGGCCAAUUCGAAGAGCGGAAAUUCUAAUGAGCAGUGGCCGUCCUAAGGGCUCCGGUAUCGUGCGUUUCGAGAUGUUCGAAUCGGCUGAAAAAGCUGUUGCAAGAUUCAACGGAUACGUCUAUGGUGGUCGUUCUUUGGAGAUUAUGUAUGAUCGUGUCUAAAUCUCGCGUGUGUAUGUUGAUAUUGUGCAAAGCUUCACACAAGGCUUAUGCAUGCAGGAAUAGCUCAAGACACAGUUCAUGGAUUCAAUAUUUGGAGCUUUCAGUAGUUUUAUUAAAGUUUUUUUGCGUAUAAAAAAAUAUAUUCUCUC